GGCUCGCUCCCGCUGCGCUACGUGCGCAGGGUGAGCGCGCUCUUGCGUGGUUGCUCCGCUCACCUUGGCCUUGUCUUCGCAGCCGCUUGGCCUUUCAGUUCCUGCCAGGCCGCGGCUGGGCGGCCGGGAUGCUACCCUGCCCGCCGCGGCUCUGAAGCUACCGAAACGUCCCAGACCCCUUUCAGCUGGACGGCGCUGAGCCCCGGGCAGCCAUGUCCACGGGCUUCUCCUUCGGGACCGGCACGCUGGGCUCCACCACCGUGGCGGCCAGCGGGACCGGCACAGGCGGCGGUUUUUCCUUCGGGGCAGGAGCGACUAGCAAUCCUGUGGGGCUCAGUUUUGGAACUCUUGGAAGCUCUGCAACUCCAGCCACUACAGCUGCUGCUUCCGGUGGUUUUGGAACUGGGCUCUUUGGAUCCAAGCCUGCCACUGGGUUCACUCUAGGAGGAGCAAACACAGGAAUAGCAACAACUAUAACUACAGGAUUCACUCUGGGAGCACCAACCACUACAUCCGCAUCUACAACAGGCUUCAGUUUAGGAUUCAGUAAACCUGCAGCAUCCGCCACCCCGUUUUCUCUGCCCAUUACUUCUACCUCAGCUAGUGGUAUUACUCUUUCGUCUGCUCUGACAUCAACUCCAGCAGCCUCCACAGGAUUUACUCUAAAUAAUUUGGGUGGAACAACAGCCACAAGUUCAAGUGCAUCCACAGGCCUUUCUCUUGGGGGAGCCUUAUCCGGUUUGGGAGGUUCCCUUUUCCAGAGUACAAACACAGCAGCAUCAGGACUUGGACAGAAUGCUUUAGGCUUGACUUUGGGAACUGCAGCAGCUGCUUCAGCUACAGGCAAUGAAGGCCUUGGUGGUAUCGAUUUUAGUAGCUCAUCAGAUAAAAAGAGUGAUAAAGCAGGAACAAGACCAGAGGAUAGUAAAGCACUGAAGGAUGAAAAUCUACCUCCUGUCAUCUGCCAGGAUGUUGAAAAUCUCCAGAAAUUUGUGAAGGAACAAAAACAGGUCCAAGAAGAAAUUAGUAGAAUGUCUUCAAAAGCAAUGCUUAAAGUACAAGAAGAUAUUAAAGCCCUGAAGCAGCUUCUGUCAUUGGCUGCCAGUGGCUUACAGAGAAACACUCUCAAUAUUGACAAAUUAAAAAUAGAAACUGCUCAGGAGUUAAAGAAUGCUGAAAUAGCUUUGAGAACCCAGAAAACACCACCUGGACUCCAACAUGAAAAUACAGCUCCUGCUGACUACUUCCGAGUCUUGGUUCAGCAGUUUGAGGCACAGCUUCAGCAGUACAGACAGCAGAUCGAGGAGCUAGAAAACCACCUUGCCGCUCAAGCAAACAAUUCACACAUAACCCCUCAAGAUUUGUCAAUGGCUAUGCAGAAAAUUUAUCAAACAUUUGUAGCUUUAGCCGCGCAACUUCAGUCUAUUCAUGAAAACGUAAAGGUGCUCAAAGAACUAUACCUUGGCUAUAGGAAAAUGUUCUUGGGAGAUCCUGUAGAUGUGUUUGAAGCCAGGAGAGCAGAAGCCAAGAAGUGGCAGAAUGCACCCAGAGUCACUACUGGACCCAUGCCUUUCAGCAACAUGCCAAACGCAGCAGCCGUCGCCAUGGCUGCUACACUUACACAGCAGCAACAGCCUGCUACAGGGCCACAGCCAUCUCUGGGAGUUAGUUUUGGAACGCCAUUCGGCUCAGGUAUUGGCACUGGCUUGCAAUCAAGUGGCUUAGGUUCUUCAAACCUUGGAGGAUUUGGAACUAGCUCUGGUUUUGGAUGCAGCACCACAGGGGCCUCCACAUUUGGAUUUGGAACAACAAAUAAACCCUCAGGAAGUCUUAGUGCAGGCUUUGGCAGCUCAAGCACAUCUGGGUUUAACUUCAGCAACCCUGGCAUCACCGCAUCAGCUGGUUUGACAUUCGGGGUGUCCAAUCCUGCCUCUGCAGGCUUUGGGACAGGUGGGCAACUCCUUCAGCUGAAGAAACCUCCAGCUGGAAACAAAAGAGGAAAAAGAUAAACGUACGGGUUGAUGUAUUGAGAGAAUCCAUAGCAGCACCACUCAUCCUGAGUCUAUUUUUCUAAAACUGAUGCAAUGAUUAAACUGCAUCCCAGGAGAUUUAUAAUGCUUUGAUAUUUUCCCCUACUCUGGAAUCUGAACUUUGUUCUUGUUUGCCAUGCUAAACGUCUUUUUUCUUGUGAAUUUGAAAUCCAGUUGUGUUUUUUUCAUUAUUUGAUUCUCAGUGUAAGAAAUGUUCUGAUUACAUCGAUUGGUAGAAUCUGUUUAACCUAGUGUUACUAGCAGUGUUUUUGUUGACAGAGUUUACAUCAUGUGAAUAUAUGCACAUUUGUUUCUUAUACAGAUGGUAAGCACUCUAGGGCCUAUAUACUAGAAUCAGUUCUUUGAUAAAGGCCUUUUGAGCUACACUGCAGGGCAUCUUGUGAAUAUGUAUGUAAAUAUAUACAGAACAAUACGCACAAUUGUGUGUGCAUAUAAAAUAUAUAUUUACAAGCCUACAACUUUUGCCUCAGACUGUUCCCCUUUUCUAAGGGUAUUCCAUUUUCACCUUUUAAGCUUCAAAUCCUCAGUGCUUGUAGAAUAAUGAGCCAGAGAUACCAGGUCACUGCAGUAAUUUGUUUAAACACUUAGUGAAGUGGUCCCUGGUGUACAUACUUGGCUGACCCAACUUCAUUGCCCCAGUCUUUUCUAUUUUUGUUUCCACUCUUCAAAUGAGGAAUGCUGUAAGACUCAUCCAACAGAUUUUAACAACUUCGGUUAUCCUAUAUAUCCUCACAUUGCCUGUAUGAGAUGUUUUCUCAUAUCUGAGGUGAACCUUUAAGAGCAUAUUGAACUCCAGACUGGUGUUCUGGGGGCAAAGAGCUAUUAAGCCAAAUUGAUUCUAUGCAGGUGAAGGAUGCACUAUUACUUCAGUGGAAACUUUUCUAGCUAUUCCAAUAUAGAAUUCGUUCUUACAGGGCUAUUGAUGUGGACACCAAAUGGAGUGGCUUAUCACUCUCUUAAUGUCUUAAAUAAGCGCUUAAUUUGGAAUAGAGAAACAAUAUAUUUUAAGAAAAGAUAUUCUUUGUAGUGACUAUAAACUAUCCCCUCUUUUAACAGUGAACAGACGCUCCAGGUAAUAACACCUAGGCAUGUCAGGCUGCAUCUGUGUAAUAUUUGUCUGUAUUAGUGUAGUGAAGACGUAGAGUGGGUGAAAAAGAGCCCCUUGGAAGAGCUGCCUUAGCCGGGAUUCCAGACAGAAACCAUUAGGUGGACCUAUUUACCUUUCAAGUACAGUUUUCAGAUGGGAUGUGAACAUGGAAUUUCAUUGAAAAUAGUUUUAAUUUUUUAUAUAGAAGGUUUUGUACAUAAUGUGCAUCAAGUGAAUAUUUUCAGAAUCAUUUUCACCAAGGCACCUUUUUUUCUAAAAUAGGUAUUGCAUAUAAAUAUAUAUAUAUAUAUAUAUACAUAUAUAUUUUUAGUAUAAUGUUAGUUGGGUUUGAUUAUAAAAGUAUCAAAUCUGUUUUAUUUAUCUGCAUAUAGCAAUGAUUGGCUUUUUGGAACUGAAAUUUUUGUGCUGCGAUGCAUUGAAAUACAGAAAAUGCUUUGUUUCUGAGUGCUGAAGUUGUCCUUCUUCUGCCUACUUCUUACUGCAAUCCCCCAGAUCCAGAUUUUGGGCAAGUGUAGGAAAACAUGUGAUUUUGUGCUUUGAAUUACUGUCAGAAUAAAAUACACAAUUACGACAAACUUUUUUUUAAAGGACAUUUAUUGCAUUGUGCUACAAAAAUCUGAAUAUUUAUAUUUCUUGGGUUUUUUUCUUUAUACAUUUUGUAUUUUAACAUGUUGAGCCACUGGAAAUUUGUAACAGAUGAAUUUGUGAUAGGAGUUUAAAUGUCUUGUUAUUGUCUCCAUUGUCUUCACUUUGUCCAGAGUCUAUCAUUAUGUAAACAAUAAAAUUUAUUGUGUCAGUUA
Molecule: messenger RNA, 3959 nt
Organism: Manis pentadactyla (Chinese pangolin)
Lineage: Eukaryota; Metazoa; Chordata; Mammalia; Pholidota; Manidae
Gene: NUP58
Product: nucleoporin 58
Exons: 16
Coding region: 213-2009 (598 amino acids)
Biological process (GO): nucleocytoplasmic transport
Cellular component (GO): nuclear pore
Molecular function (GO): structural constituent of nuclear pore
Source: RefSeq, a predicted model, not a curated record